AUGGUAUCAGGCCAAGAUGCUUCUGUACAUUACGCCCCCUCCCAUCACACGCUCACCCUGUGGACCCUGAGAGGAGGGAAAACCCUUAUCAGCGGAGGCCAGGUCUGGACUCAGCACAGCGGCUCUCUGCUAGGAGCUGGAGAGACAGAGUACAAGACCACAAGAGAACACAAGAGCGGUGCGGUACGCUGUGAGAGGCAAUACAAUGUCGCAGCGGGCAGCGACAGUCACUGGUCGGCUGUCUAUCACCCCAUGUCCAUUAAUCUUCGGCGUCUCCGAUCACAAGCAAAGAUAAAGGCGGUACCCCAUCAGCGCCGGCCGAAUAAUGGCCGAGCGAGCGCAGACAUCUCCCCGAUAUGUCUCAUCCCACGCGGAGGAUCAGGUCUGACCGCGACCUUAGCAAGUAUUAGCCACCUGGCAGAAGAGAGGAGAGCGCGGGAGGUGGCCGUUCCCCCUCCGCUGCUGAAAAUGCCGGGCAAGAUAACCGAAUUGCUCUGUCUCUUCUCUGGCGACGAAAAGCCUGGCGGUGAAGUUAGGUUCAGACUGCGUCGUAUCUUAUCGCCACUUUCAAACGGCGGAGAUGGUAGAAAAGCAGGAGGGGGAAAUGAGUUCAGCUCAGGUGAGGUGAUGACCGAGUCUGUUCAGAUGGUUGGGGAGCGCUGGGGAACUGGCCGUGGUGCUGAAGUUUGGGGACAGGGGUGUCGAGUUUGCGCGGUGGCUCUCCACGGUGCUAAAGAUGGGUCUUACCUUCAUGAAGCAACUGAUGUGCUCCCAUGUGCUGAGGUACGCACUCCAAGCCCAGUCGUUUCUUUUGGCUCCCCGGUGACAGCGUCAUGUCUGAUUAAGGAGAACUGCUUCUUAACUAAAGGGAGAAAAUUUCAUGUUGAAUGGCUUGUCAAGAACCAGUCAUUAUCUAGCAAUCUCCCAGCGACUGAGAGUAAUGGAACCUAUGGAAUACUCAUACCAAGCUUCAGGUACACUAAAGCAAACCUCCAGUGCUGUGUCCGAUUGGACGGUAACUGUCAGAUCGUGGGUGGAGUGGAAGUAAAAGGAGGAUAUGCUCCACCAGCUCCACGAAACCUGAGCUGCCUCGCAAAUCUGACUGAGUCACGCACCCUGUUUUGUAAAUGGGAUCCAGUGGAGGACCCGCAGGACAUCCCAACACAGUACAGUCUACAUAUAGAAACCAGGGACCCUGAAGAGAGAAAGGUCUACACACUAUCCCCUAGAGUUUAUUCCUACAGGGUUCCACAGAAAGACAUCUUUAUAUUCUCGACUAUGCAGAUUUAUGUCACAGCUGUGAACUCCAUUGGCCAGGCCACUUCAGAGCUCUUGCAGUUCUCUUUUAUGGAAAUAGCAAAACUUGACCCACCAGAGAUUCAGUGGCUCCAUGCAGAUGAGAAUAGGUUUGGCUGUUUGAAACAAAGCUGGAGUUUUCCAGAAAACUUAAGGUGGAUAAAGGUAACUUUAAACGCAGAGUUUCGACUGACACCAGUGCAAAGCCAACUGAAGGACAGAGAACAGAUAUUUACGAGGUCGGUACGGCCUGGGAGGCAACUGGAGAUAUGCGGUCUCCUUCAUGGGACAGAGUACCAUUGCCAGAUGCGAGUCAGGUAUAAGCAGAGUCCGUGGAGUGAAUGGAGCCAGCCUAAGAAAGGAACCACUUUAGAAAAAGCUCCCAAUGGCCGAUUGGACACAUGGCUGAAGGUGAUAGAAGAACAGCCCCUUAAUACUGUGCAGCUAUUCUGGAAGGCAACAAAGCAGUUCAGAGCCAACGGAAUGAACUUGUCUUACAUUGUCUCAGCCCAGCGACGGCCGGCAUGGAAACUGUGUGAAACAAAUGAAAAUUACUGUGUUUUCCAACUCCCCAAACGUGCCAAACUUGUGUACCUGACUGCUAAAAACUCUGUGGGGAGAUCCACUCCCAUAACAGUACAUAUAAAUAAGCACAGAGAUCUGGAUUUUGUUUACAAUAUGAGUGCCAGCCCUCAGACUGAUACAGAUCUGCUGGUUCAGUGGGCAACCCCAGAAUCCUCAGGUGUAACUGGAUAUGUGUUAGAAUGGAAACCACUGUGCAACAUAAGCCCUGCUUUCACCUCCUUUGAUCUCGUCAGCAAAAAUCAAUCCAGUUCUCUAUUAUCAGGCUUCCAGCCAUACAAGCCCUAUGCAAUCUCUGUGUAUCCCUUAUUCAAGGGUGGGAUAGGUCGUCCAAAAACCAUAGAGACCUACACCAAACAGAAAGCCCCAUCUGAGCCUCCGAAGCUGAGUUUAGGAGCGAUCCGAUAUUCAUACGUUGAACUACAAUGGGAUGAAAUUCCACUGGAGCACAGGAAUGGGAUCAUCCAAAGCUACACGGUUUUCUGUUGGGAUGAGGAAGACAACGUAAAAGUUUUCAGUGUGAAUAAAACCCAGAGGCGUUUGGUUUUUAGAGAUCUCAAGCCUUAUUCUAUGUACAAGGCUUUUCUUAUGGUCAGCACAGAGGGAGGGAGUCUGAACGGAACGGUUGUGACCUUUCAAACUGAAGUUAUAGAUGCCUUGAGUAUUCUGCUGAUUGUGAUCCCUGCUUGUGUUGGAGUAACUCUCUUCAGCAUCAUCCUAAUGUUUACCUGCUUGACCAAACAUAUGCAACUGAAGAUGUGCCUUUGGCCCAUCAUCCCGGAUCCUGCCAACAGUACUAUAAAGAAAUGGAUUAUAACAGAGUCACAACAGGAUCUCCCUUCCUUUAAAGAUAUCAAGGAGCCUAUGCUGGUUUCUCUGUCUCAUUUGAGUGUGCUGGACCUGUCUAAUGAUGACGGGAAGAUGAAAGAUGAAAGGCUCUGGCAGAGUGACGGGAAAGAUGGUAGUGACCGUGAAGAGACCUCACCCCGCCCCUCCAUCUCUUAUAACGAUUCUGUCCCCUACGCCACCGUGGUGUUUUCUGGCUCUUAUCGGAGCCAGCCUUCCUCUUCCUCACCAGUCUAUCUGCGUUCUGAGUCUACUCAGCCUCUCUUGGAGGCAGAGGAACCUUCCAGCCCUCCUCCGUACGAGAACGUGUCUGUUAGAGCGACGACUGAAAAUGAUCAGUUUGGCAAGUUUGAAGCAGGUAGCUUAGGAGAGGGUGUGAACGGUAUGCACUGGGAGGAUUUUCCCUUACUGAGUGCCUUAGAUAUAGUAACCAAUACAGAC
Molecule: messenger RNA, 3165 nt
Organism: Chanos chanos (milkfish)
Lineage: Eukaryota; Metazoa; Chordata; Actinopteri; Gonorynchiformes; Chanidae
Gene: csf3r
Product: colony stimulating factor 3 receptor
Exons: 21
Cellular component (GO): membrane
Molecular function (GO): protein binding; cytokine receptor activity
Source: RefSeq, a predicted model, not a curated record